CUGCUGUGCAAUUUUACAAUUUAAUUUAAUCACUGUGGAUAGAAACAUGGAAAACGAAAACGUUAAGCAAAUACUGACGCAAAUAAAAGAUCAGUGUUUACUCAAAGGAGUUGGUGGAAUAAAAGGGCUUGCAGUUCUUUUUCGCAGAAUGGACGAAGAUUUUUCAAAACGUCUGUGUUUCAUUGAGUUUUGUCAAGGGUUACAAACUUACGACCUUCAUGUAGAAGAAAAAGAUAUAAAUCUUUUGUUUCAGGUCUUUGAUAGGAAUAAAAGUAAUGAAAUUGACUUCAUGGAAUUCAUAUCAAAACUUCAACCGGCCAUGUCACCCAAUCGUGUUGAAGUAGUCAAUCAGGCGUUUGGACUACUUGACGUAAAUAACGAUGGUGUCUUGAAAAUGGAAGAUCUAAAAGUUGUUUAUUCAAGAAACGCAAAAAAGCAUCCAAAGUUUGUUUCUGGAGAAUGGACAGAAGAACAGGUACUACAGCACUUCUUAAAUAGUAUAGAUACUCCUGGUAAUCCAGAUGGCAAGGUUACACGUGAGGAGUUCAUGAACUACUAUGCCGGAGUUAGUUCAACAGUAGAUGAUGAUAGCUACUUCGAUCUCAUGAUGCGAGCAUGUUAUGGCCUACCGAAUAGGGGUACAUAAGGGGAGUAAAUUAAAGGCAUCAUAUUAAAAAACGGAAUUUUAUGUCAUUAUUUUUCUUUGUAAUUGAUUUGAAUUUGUUAAAUAUACCAACCAACGAGCUUUGAAUAUUUGUAUGCAUAAUGUGUUUGUAAAAAUCUUAUAUACAUUGAAUACAAUACAAAGAACAUGGAUAAUUGUGUAGGAUGGUUUUUUUUGGCUUGCUUUUUAUGCUUCUAUUAUGAAGUGUUUCCUGUUUGUUUAAUUAUCAUUUCUUCUCAUAAUUGUGUUGUACUUUAAUG
Ruditapes philippinarum (Manila clam) is the source of this 924-nucleotide messenger RNA. Its product is annotated as calcyphosin-like protein. Gene Ontology annotation, molecular function: calcium ion binding. The record is from RefSeq and is a predicted model, not a curated record. Bases 47 to 646 code for a protein of 199 amino acids. The transcript has 2 exons. NCBI's taxonomy places the organism in Eukaryota, Metazoa, Mollusca, Bivalvia, Venerida, Veneridae.